Molecule: messenger RNA, 1687 nt
Organism: Styela clava
Lineage: Eukaryota; Metazoa; Chordata; Ascidiacea; Stolidobranchia; Styelidae
Product: alpha-1,3-mannosyl-glycoprotein 4-beta-N-acetylglucosaminyltransferase A-like
Biological process (GO): protein N-linked glycosylation
Molecular function (GO): acetylglucosaminyltransferase activity
Source: RefSeq, a predicted model, not a curated record
UCUGACUUAUUUGGGCUUUCGUAUUCUCAAAUGACGUAUCAUUAUUGAAUAUAAUCUGAUGCAGUCACGUAAAAAUUAAAUAUUAUUAGUAGUUUUGGACUGAGAACACGUGACUAACGUUACAACAAAUAUUUGAUAAAAUAUACAUCAGAGACACUUUGUUACGUAACUGUUGCAAUUAAGCCUUUUGUCGUCAUAAUAGCUUUUCGCCAUAAUUUUGAUUGCAAUUACGUAGGCUUUUAGGUCUCAUGACAGGAAUAUAGGAGAUCGAUUGACGAGAUGUGUGAAACUUGCAAUUUGACGCGGAUGCUACCAAGUGCUGAAACUAGGGUGGUAAUAAAUCUUUAUUUACUAUUUUCAGCUGUAGAAUUGAUUUCAUUGCACCCGGAAACGUAAUAUGAUUCUAGUUUAGUAUAACUAUUCACCACAAGAUAUGAUUUCGGAACUUCUUGUUGGAUCUAGUCGAAUAUGGGUAGCUAUUUUGGCGUUAUACACGUGUGCCAUGGUUUAUGGUCUGAUGUCUCUCAAUGGCGACACCAGUUCACGUGCAGGACAAGUCUCAACAGGACUAGAAAACGUCAAAACGGAAUCUGUAAAGGACCGACUGCUAUAUGAUUAUGAUCCUUUUCUAUCGUCAUCUGAGAACGUGGAUCCAGAAUUAUCCAUUAAAGCAUUAGAACACUUACCUAGUGAUUUUCCAUUAUCUGGCGGUUUAGCUAAACCCAAGCCUUUUUUAAAAGCGGGCAAUGCAAAAAAGAAUGCCACAGUAGUUAUAGGCAUUCCCAGUAUCAAGAGACAAGGCAAUGAUUAUUUAAUAUCAACUAUCGAGUCAUUAUUGAGGCAUUUGACUCCAGAACAAAAAAAGGAAACAGUUUUUAUGAUAUUUCUUGGAGAAAGCGAUACUUCCUAUCUCGACGAUAGAGUGCAAGAAUUACAAAAGAGAUUUCCAGAUGAAUCCAUGAGCGGCAGUUUGGAGAUAAUCAGUCCCCCAAAAAGUUUGUAUCCAGACUGGAGUAAAACUGUACGCUCCAGUUUUGGGGACACAUUAGAAAGAACAAAGUGGAGGUCAAAACAAAACUUGGAUCAAAUUUUUUUAAUGAUGUAUAUUUAUCACUUAAAUCCAAAAUACUAUUUAAUGAUGGAAGAUGACGUCAUGGCAUCUAGAGAGUACAUGACUAAGUUAUUGAAAGCAAUAGAAUCUAAGAAAAACAGACCGUGGAUAUAUCUAUCAUUUUGCGGGCUGGGUGCCAUUGGAAAACUUUUUCGACGGAGAACAUUACCACUGUACGCUUCCUUCAUUCACUCUUUCUGGAACGCCAAACCUCUCGAUUGGCUUCAGGUUGAUUUUGCGAGGUCGCGAAUAUGCAGUUAUGACGAAACUGAAAAAACUUGUUUUAAAAGAUUGAAAAGCGUAACACCGGAGGCUCAGCCCUCCUUAUUUCAACAUAUUGGAAAAGUUUCUUCAUUACCAGGGAAAAUUCAAAAACUCAGAGAUGGGAGAUUUCGGCAAUGAUGAGGCAAUUUUCAGUGCCGUUUUACUACUCAAUCGAAAGAUGUUGACCAGAAGAGUCAGAAUGCGCGUAUUGCCUGAACAAUACACAAACACUGUAAAACUUUUACGAAUUAUGCCCACCGGGUCCAUUUUGUUACGAAUAUGUUUAAAGUUUUAUAUGGAUGUGGCAUUAAA